GCGGGGACACAUUCCCCAAUCUUCUCCUGCACAGGAGAUCGGGAACGUGCGAAGUGAAGGACUGGACGUGCGCACUGUAGGCAGGGGGGCUGCGGGCAAGCGCAUGGGAGCGUGCACGCACAUAGGGGAUGCUUGUAUUCGUCUGAGAGCGGCACACAUAGCACCGAGCUCCGGUAUACAAGCGGCGUGCACCUGACUCAUAGCCUGAGCGGACCACUACUGAACCGGCACCGAAUCCGCCUGGGGAGAAGCAGACACCCGUGGGAUUCUCGGCUCUGUCUUAUUACAGCCGGUCUGCUGACACCGAGCGCCCAGUGUGGAGCGGAGGAGAGCGCUGUGAUACCCUGACACCGUGCAGCACAAAAGUCUACACUUGCUGAACAUCUUUUGAAAACCGGACCUACCUGAAAACUUUGCAGGCAUCACCACGAAAGCAAUGGCUGGAGAGAGGGGCACCCUUCGCCAAUCUAGAAAGCAACAAAAGUAUUUCACCAUGGAUGUGGAUGAUGAAGAAAACAUGAGUUCAAGCAGCACAGAUGUUAAAGAAAAUCGUAACGUGGAUGGAGUAUCAGCAAAGGAUGGGAAUGGCCAAACUACCGGGGAGGGGGCCCAUCUCUCCAAUGGGGGUGAGGGAAGCAACAGAAAAAGACCAUUGGAGGAAGGCAAUAAUGGACAUUCCAAGUUCCGUCCAAAGAAGAGGAAGAAAACUCCAGGACCUGUGUUGCCAAAGAACGCUCUCAUGCAGCUGAAUGAAAUAAAGCCUGGCUUGCAGUAUAAACUUCUCUCUCAGUCUGGACCAGUCCAUGCACCUGUUUUUAUCAUGACUGUUGAUGUUAAUGGACAAGCUUUUGAGGGUUCAGGGCCAACAAAGAAGAAAGCCAAGCUUCAUGCAGCUGAAAAGGCUUUACGGUCCUUUGUUCAGUUUCCAAAUGCGUCAGAGGCCCACAUUGCUAUGGGGAGAACGCUGCCUGUAAACACUGAUUUCACUUCUGACCAAGCUGACUUUGCUGACACACUGUUUAAUGGAUUUGAGAAGCCAGAACAGUCUGACCAUGCAUUUUUCUUGGGAUCUAAUGGAAACGAAACUUUUAAUUCAUCAAUUGACUACAGCAUGACAGUGGUUGUAUCUGGUAAUCUAGUCCAGUCUCCCCUUCCCACCCCAUCUCUUUUUCCACCAGCAAGUGGAAAGAAUCCUGUAAUGAUUUUAAAUGAACUGCGGCCUGGUCUGAAGUAUGACUUUGUCUCAGAAAGUGGGGAAAGUCAUGCUAAGAACUUUGUCAUGUCAGUCACGGUGGACAAUCAGACAUUUGAGGGUUCUGGAAGAAACAAGAAGCUUGCUAAAGCACGGGCUGCUCAGUCAGCUUUGGCAUUACUCUUUAACUUGCAGCUGGAUCAGACCCCCUCCCGACAGCCUAUUCCAAGUGAAGGACUUCAACUGCAUUUACCUCAGGUUUUGGCUGAUGCUGUUUCGCGUUUGGUUGUAGAUAAGUUCAGUGAAUUAACAGAUAAUUUCACAUCCCCGCAUGCGCGGCGGAAAGUCUUGGCUGGUGUAGUCAUGACAACAGGAACGGAUGUGAAGGAUGCCCAGGUCAUCAGUGUUUCUACUGGAACAAAAUGUAUUAAUGGAGAGUACAUGAGUGACCGCGGUCUUGCGUUAAAUGACUGUCAUGCUGAAAUCAUAGCACGCAGGUCACUACUUAGAUUCCUUUACACACAACUAGAAUUUUUCCUAAGCACUAAAGAAGAUCAUCAGAAGUCCAUUUUUAUGAAAUCUGAGCGUGGUGGAUUUAGACUAAAAGACAAUGUCCAGUUUCACCUGUAUAUCAGCACAUCGCCAUGUGGAGAUGCUCGUAUCUUUUCACCCCAUGAAGCUGGACAGGAAGACCCGGGUGAUCGUCAUCCAAACCGAAAAGCCAGAGGACAGCUUCGAACCAAGAUAGAGUCUGGAGAAGGUACUAUUCCAGUGAGGUCCAGCAGUACCAUCCAAACCUGGGACGGUGUUCUUCAAGGAGAGAGGCUACUAACAAUGUCUUGCAGUGACAAGAUUGCAAGGUGGAACGUUGCAGGCAUUCAAGGAUCCCUGUUCAGUCUGUUUGUGGAACCAAUUUACUUCUCCAGUAUUAUCCUGGGCAGCCUGUAUCAUGGGGAUCAUCUCUCAAGAGCCGUGUACCAGAGGAUAGCAGAGAUAGAAGACCUUCCAUCACAUUAUAGCCUCAACAAGCCGUUACUGAGUGGUAUUAGCAAUGCUGAAGCACGCCAGCCAGGAAAAGCUCCAAGUUUUAGUGUGAACUGGACAGUGGGAGAUGCUGGUCUUGAAGUAAUUAAUGCCACCACUGGCAAGGAUGAGAUGGGUCGUGCAUCUCGGUUGUGUAAACAUGCUCUGUACGGUCGAUGGACGCGUCUCUAUGCAAAGCUUUCUUCCAACUUGCGAACCAAAAUUGGAAAACCAAACUUAUACUACGACACCAAGCAAUCAGCCUCAGAAUACCAAGCAGCAAAAGAAUGCGUUUUCAAAGCCUUCCAAAAAGCUGGACUGGGAGCCUGGGUCAAGAAGCCUAUAGAACAAGACCAGUUCCCUCUUACUGUUUAAACCUAUGAACAUGUUUUAAUUUCUGUAACAAGGCAGAGGUAUAUGGACACUAUUCGAGAACCUAGUUAUGAUUUCCUUGUAUCUCUGAUGUGCCAAUCAUCCUCAACUGCUUUUUUUUUUAACCUCCCUUUUUCCUAUAUUAAUAACUUUUAGGUCAUACCAAGAUUGUUUUAUAGAGUCUGGAAAAGUUGAUUUUAUUUAUUCCUUAGUGACCAAAGGCAGUAUAUAUUUUUGUUUUUUUGUAAACACCUGCCUCAGUUCCUAUUUUAAGUAAAAUGUAUGUAUCUUCAGCGGGAUAUCUCUCACCUCUGUAAAUUGUAUAUAAUUAAUACAGCACCAGUGUGCUAGACAGGCAGCUGAGAUGAGCUAGGAAAAGUGAUUAUUUUGAUUUGUUUUUGUUUCAGAUGUAAUUGAUAGUGGUUUUACACUGUACUUUUGAAGUGAGAGUAUUUCAUUUUUUUUUUUUAUUUUUUUUAUUCCCUGCCCUCCUGGUUUGUAAAUUUUAGCCUGCCGUUGACAUUAUCGUAGCCAGCAAUACUCAAUUUUGGGUUGGUAACUUCUUCUACCUCUCCCAGCAGUUUGCCGAUUUGAGGGAAUCAAUAUAUAGUACCCUUCCUCCUAUACUAAAAGGAGUUUAAAACCAGCUGCUGAACAUUUAGUGUCCUGUGUGUCUAUUUAUUAACGUGUGGCUGUCAUUUUAUUACUCCACUUUACACAUAUUGUGAAGUCCAAUUUUUACCAUGGCAAACUGGAACACAUCUAUAUUUUGUAUUUUCCUCAAUCUCUAGACUGUGGUUGUAAAGCAGAGUCUACAUAGAAGUAGCCUGUUUUCUGGAAUUGCAGCCAGUGUGUACAGACUAAAGAGAUUCUUAAUUCUUGCAAAGGUGUUACACCAACCUGAUACAGAAAGCUAUUAAUGGGAAAGGCACUUCACAUUUGUGUGCUUUUAUCCUUUUCUCUUGUGCUGUCCUAUUACCAAAGCAAUUUUGCUUUGCUAAAUUGUAGUGUAAAAUGAAAUGAGGUGUCUGUUUAUUAAGCAUGCUUUUACCACUUAAAGUAUGUAUAUAUUGACUUGAGAAACUGGCAUAUAGGAUGUAGGUUUCAUUGCUAAUUUGACUGUGUCUAUAUAGCAGAUGUGUCUGUUGUGGUCAGACAAAGUCAGUUUAUGCUGUACCUCUUUCCUAUAGUUGUGUCCAUUAUGGAUUAAAGGUAUGAACCAAAUCCAUAAUUGCCAUUUGUUUUCACUGUGGGGCAGGCAAGCAUGGAUAUGUUAAUGUUGUACAGCUCCUAGAUGUUAGAUAGCCAGCAACUGUAUAUUUUCCACUUUAUCCCGAUUUAAAUGAGAAUAAACUGUUCAGACAUAACCAGUAGACUCUCUCUGGGCACAGAGCUCCUAAUGGCUCAUGCUUCAUAUAAAGGGCUCUAACCUUGUGAGCAACUUUAUGAAGCGCAGCACAUUAAGCAGCUCAUUGUGAGGUCUGUUUUGGUGAUGUCUAACACUAUGAAAUAUAACUUAUGCCAGUCAAUUGCUUCAGUGCCUGCUGGUCACAGUUCUUACAAUUCACAAUGCGUUCCCAUCCUUUUGUGAAUGGAUAUGUCCUCUGUUAAAUAGAACAUGAAGGCCAAGUCAUCUGCAACUCUAGUGCAAUCCAGUCCUAUCAUCUUGUAAGUGUAGCAAUUUCUCAGUGUGUGUGGAACAGAAUAAACAUUUGAAGGUUGUACACAAUAAAGCAGGGACUGUGUUUGUAUAUAUAUAAAAAAUAUAUCUAUACCUUAA
This is a messenger RNA of Rana temporaria (common frog), 4367 nucleotides long. It is a transcript of the gene ADARB1, whose product is annotated as adenosine deaminase RNA specific B1. NCBI's taxonomy places the organism in Eukaryota, Metazoa, Chordata, Amphibia, Anura, Ranidae. Gene Ontology annotation, cellular component: nucleolus; cytoplasm. Gene Ontology annotation, molecular function: double-stranded RNA adenosine deaminase activity; tRNA-specific adenosine deaminase activity; double-stranded RNA binding. Gene Ontology annotation, biological process: adenosine to inosine editing; RNA processing. The record is from RefSeq and is a predicted model, not a curated record. The transcript has 12 exons. The coding region runs from base 437 to 2590 and encodes 717 amino acids.